Molecule: messenger RNA, 2291 nt
Organism: Mytilus trossulus (common blue mussel)
Lineage: Eukaryota; Metazoa; Mollusca; Bivalvia; Mytilida; Mytilidae
Product: heat shock 70 kDa protein 12A-like
Exons: 5
Coding region: 88-1839 (583 amino acids)
Molecular function (GO): ATP binding; ATP-dependent protein folding chaperone
Source: RefSeq, a predicted model, not a curated record
CGUUCACGUAAUAGAAUAUUUAAAAAUAGAUAAAAUGGAAGAAGAUAUUGGAUUAAAUUAAUGUUCAAAGAUAGAUAAACCAUUGUCAUGGACACAUCUAAUUAUCUCAUGGUAGCUGCUCUGGAUUUUGGAACAACUUACAGCGGCUAUGCCUUUUCGAUGAGACAUGAAUUUAAGGAAGAUCCAUUGAAAAUUCACGCCAACCCUGUUUGGAAUUCAGGCUGUCGUCAGUUUAUGUCAAUAAAGACCCCGACAUGUCUGCUUCUUGAUAAAAACAAGGAGUUUGUAUCUUUUGGUUACGAUGCAGAGAAUCAGUAUGCAGAAGCUCUACUGGAUGGCGAAAAAGAUGAUUUUUACUUUUUCCAUCGUUUUAAAAUGAAUCUUCACAACAACAAGAAUAUAACUGGUGACAUGAUUUUGGAAGAUGUGACAGGAAAAAUUCUUCCUGCUUUUGAUAUAUUCAAGUUAUCUAUCGAAGCCUUAGUUAGCCAUCUUACACAGACCUUGCAGAAACGUGGAACUGGUGUAAAAAAUGACGAAGUGCGAUGGGUUUUGACAGUUCCAGCAAUAUGGACAGAUACAGCUAAACAAUUCAUGAGAACAAGUGCCGAGGAGGCGGGAAUACCAGCUGAUAGUUUGAUUCUUGCACUGGAACCCGAGACAGCAUCCAUCUAUUGCCAGUAUUUACCGGUUGAAAAGCUUCAUGCUGAACAGACGUUUGCAAUGACAAAGCAAGGAACAGAAUAUAUGGUUGUUGAUCUUGGAGGUGGUACGGCAGACAUAACAGUCCACCGUAAAGCUGCGAACGGUCAACUAAUAGAAAAACAUCGCGCCACAGGAAAUGAUUGCGGAGGGACAUCUGUAGAUAAAAAAUUCUUCAAAAUGUUUGACGAAAUUGUUGGUGAUCAAAUGAUGAGGUCAUUAAAAGAGGAAGACCCGCUUGCAUACAUGGACAUUGAGAGAGAAUUCGAAGCUAUAAAGAGAACAGUUGUAACUGACAAAAAAGGGAAAGUGAAUAUGACGAUCCCCGUUGUCGCUCUUAAUAAAAAAUGUCAAUUAUUCCACAAGAAAGAUUUCGAAGAGUUAGUGAAAAUGUCUAAAUAUGCAAACGAGAUUAAACUUCUUGGUGAUAAAAUGCGAGUAAACGCCGAUACAAUGAGAAGUGUAUUCAGGCCAUCCAUUGACAAAAUUUUAUCAUUGUUAAGAGAAGUCCUCAGUAACAGACAAACGAAAGGAGUUUCACAUUUUCUGAUGGUCGGUGGUUUCUCAGAAUGUCAACUUAUUCACGAUGCAGUUCAACAAGAAUUUCCAGAAAGUCGUAUUAUAAUUCCCGAAGACGCUGGAAUGUCUGUAUUGAAGGGAGCCGUGUUGUUUGGACACAGACCGGACUACAUAAAAUCAAGAGUCAUGCGAUACAGCUAUGGUAUCAAAACAAACCUACCUUUUGACGAUAGAAAGUUUGAUAAGAAGCAUUUGGUUGUCAUGGACGGCCAGCAUAGAUGCGAUGACAUUUUUUCUAUGAUCGUCUCUAAAGACGAAAGUGUCGAUGCUGGCACGACUAUCAAAAGAUCAUAUUUUACACCUUAUCAACACCAAGACAAAAUGGACUUUGUGAUGUACACUUCGGAAGAUUGUAAUCCUGCAUACGUUGACGACGAAAGCUGUUGUCUACUAGGUGAAGCCACGAUAAGAUUUUCUGACACGUGCGAGGAGCGACGUUGGGUGGAUGUUGAGUACGUAUUCGGGAAUACAGAAAUCGGAAUCACAGCCGUAGACAGAAAUUCAGGAAAACACAUCUCUGCUAAAUACAAUUUAAUCGAACAUAAACAACGCAAGUAAAGUGAAGUGUUGAUGUUUUUGAUAAAAAAUAACAUAUAUAUAUAUGAAAUACUCAAAUCUAUGGUGGGUUCCAAAUCUAUGGCAGAUUCCUAAUCUAUGGCAAAUGUGACAUCAUGCCAUUCCAAAUCUAUGGGAGAUUUUUUACAAUCCUAAUCUAUGGCAAGUUUUGUAAUUUCCAAAUCUUUGGCGGGUUUUUAUUGUGUCCAAGUCUAUGGAAAAUGAAUUGCAAAUGGAAAAUAAUGCUGUACACAUACGACCAUUAACUUGCAUUAUUUAAACAAGUGAAUUAUGUACCACAACGGAAGCAUGUCUAUAAACAUUUUUGAAAUAAACAGUAAAUACUGGUCAACAAAAAAAAAGAAGGUAAAUGAUGUAUUCAUAACAUAAAUACAGACUUCGAGAUUGAAAUGAUGUGCCUCGUAAAAAUAAACAUUUUCUAAUCUGUGCAUUUA